Messenger RNA from Salvelinus sp. IW2-2015, 3233 nucleotides. RefSeq names its product transmembrane protein 151B. The record is from RefSeq and is a predicted model, not a curated record. NCBI's taxonomy places the organism in Eukaryota, Metazoa, Chordata, Actinopteri, Salmoniformes, Salmonidae.
AUGUUCUCUCCCGAUUUGGAAACGGAUACCACUGCGGAAGACACRGCGCCCAACACCCCCAAUGAUGGAGAGGAUGCACCGGCCAGCAUUGAUGUACUGGAGGAGCAGCGGCCUGUGAAGCAGUCACUGAGUGCCUGUAUGUGUCGAGAGUCCCACUGGCGCUGCCUUCUCCUCUCCCUACUCAUGUACAGCUGCCUUGGCACUGUGGCUUGGUGCCAGCUCACCCGAGUCACAAAGCUCAGCUUCGACUCAUCCGUCACCUCCCUGACAGCCUCCAUUUCCUCACUCAGAGGGGUUGGCCUGGGAGGCCGCUCUAUGAUUUACCAUGACAGCCCCUGCUCUGACGGCUACGUGUACAUCCCUCUGGCCUUCCUGUUCAUGCUCUAUGUCGUCUACCUGGUAGAGUGUUGGCACUGCCAGGCUUGCAGUGAGCUACAGUGUAAGGCUGAUGUGGAUAGCGUAUAUGAGCGGGUAUUGCGGAUGCGACAGGCUCGUCCGUGUGUUUGGUGGAAGGCCAUAAGUUACCAUUUUGUUCGGAGGACCAGACAGGUGACCCGCUACCGGAACGGGGAUGCCUACACCACCACCCAGGUCUACCAUGAGCGGGUCAACACACACGUGAGGGAGGGAGAGUUUGACUACAGUCGCUGUGGUAUGCGGGACGUCUCACGGCAUCUACGUGGACUGGAGAGCCACCCGGCGACAAGACUUCGUUUCACCAAGUGCUUCAGUUUCGCUGGGGCCGGACCAGAAAAUAAUUACCUCAACCAACGUGCCAGGUUCUUCUCAGAGAUUGAGGGUUUGGAUGACUACAUGGAGGCUCGGGAAGGGAUGCAACUGAAAAACGUGGACUUUAAAGAGCACCUGAUAGCCUACGUGGACCCUGACCGGUUGCCCUGGUAUACUUCUCAGGUGGCGUUCUGGUUCACUGCUCUGCUCAUGCUGUCCUGGCCCCUGAGGGUGCUUAUAGAGUACCGUACAGCCUUUGUGCACUACCAUGUUGAGAAGCUCUUUGGGCUGGAGUACAGCCACAGCAGCCCCUCUCCAACAGAGGAGGAGGUUCCCAUCAGGAGUGGUCUCCCUCGGGUAGAUACCGUGGACAGCACUGAGCUGGAGUGGCACAUCCGCUCCAACCACCAGUUGAUCCCCAGCUACUCAGAAGCCAUGCUGAUGAACCUGAGGGCUUCGGACUCUGGUACAGCUGAUGACACCAGGUCCUCUAACUGCUUCCUGCUAGACAGCCACCCAGCCCAGAGCUAUAGCACGCUGGUGCAGGACUGUGAGCACUGCUGCCAGCUUCAGGGCGAGGUUGGACAGAGGCGGGCCACCACCAGCUCCAGCUGUUCCUCCAUCUUCUCCCAUCAGGCCUUUCACUCCCGCCUCUCCCUGGACACCUCACACUUCUCACUGUGCCGGAUGUACGGCUCUCGGCGCACCGUAGGCCUGUGGAGGAGCCGCAGCAGCACACUGACUGACCGCUGCUGUGUGGAUGAGCAGUGUUGCCAUUCCUACUCCAGCCAGCUGGCUCUCAACGAGAGCCCACCCAGCUACCGGGACGCACGCUUCUUCCCCGUCCUCAUUGUGCACCGACCCGAGGGCUGCGGUAGUGGUGACUCCACCACAGAAGUGCGGCGCUAUUAUGUCCGCCGGGGGUCCUGCUGCCUGGAGACCUCACUCUGAGGGACUAAGAGACAUUUGACUGAUUCAGUAACAAUAUAUUCCAAAUUAGCUGUUUUGAGAGUCCAAGAGCAUAUAAAGACUGUUCUGUUGACAGCACUGACAUUGUGUUACUCACUGGCUCUGUGCUGUAUGCUCAGAUUCAUAUAAAGGCUGCAUAGUUCUCAGUCUCUUGUGCAUGUUGGAUCUGUAUUGGUAUUAUCUCCUGCUGCAGACAUGAUUGUGAGUCAAACUAAAAGAGCUGGAUUUGAAUGUUUGAUUCAUCGAUGACCAGCUCUCAGUGCGGUGCAUAUGGCAUUAUGGCAUUGUGAAAAGUUGCCCUUUUCUGUUUAAAAAAAUGACAUUUUGUAUUGUCUUCGUCCUGAUGGGCCACAUGUUUAUUACUGCUACCCUGUUUAGUCACCAUUGCCAAUUUCAAAAUGCUUCAUUGACACAUUCUGAGUGUGUUUUCACACUUGGUCCCUUUCAGCCAAUUUUUGGRAACUCAGUGCGGUUCGCUUAAUUUUGUUGUGUGCAGUGUGAACUCUCCAAAGGAACUCAGAACCCUCAAAAGAGUCCCCGAAGUGAAGUGAACUGAGACCAUCUCGAGAGAUUCCCUUUUGUAGGGCAAUGUGAACACAAUCUCCCCAGGUUCGCUUAUCAUUAUUCACGCACCACACACUAGACCACUGCAACACCAUUUCUCAAGACAUCACCCGUCACUUUGGUGCCACAAAAGAGAUGAUGUGCAGGUUUGUGGAAAAUAAUGUGUGCUGUUUUUGGAUAUUGAUUAGCGAUUGUCAAGGAUGUACAGACAUUCCGAAAUAUGUGUGGAGUUUUUAGUUCAGAUUAUUUGUUUGCAAUAUGUGAUCUAUAGGCUAAGAGAGAGCUGUUUAUUCGAUUGUGAGGUUUGAACAGUAUGAGAAGGCAACAACAUAUUUGGUGAGAAUCACAACAUAGGAGCUAGAAUUGAUUAUGUACCCAAAAAGAGCAGUAGCCUUGGGUGUACAAUUUUCAAUUACAGCCUUAUCUCCAGUUAUUCUUCUGCUAUUUAUUAUGUUACCAAUAAUAUGAACAUGUUAAUACCUUCUGAUUAUUAUUAUUAUGUCUCAUCUUUUAACUAAAUUAAAUAUAUUAGCUUCCAAAAUGUAAGUAGGUGUGUCUAGCUGUCCAAUAACAUUGAUGGAAUGGCUUGUCCUGCACUUUGUAAAAACCCAGAGUGCAUUGAGUGAAUGUUGAAAACAGGAACCAAAAUCUGUCUUAGCAAUGUGAAAGCAAAGACGACUCGGACGACAAAAUAGGGGAAGUGAACUGGCAAAAGUGUUUAGUCCUYAUUUAAAGGCAAGGGCAAUGUGAAUACAAAGAUAACUGAGUUCUUUAGAUUWUUUUUUUUUACCCUAGAGUUCACUUUAAAGAGGACUGAGAUUGGUUCUUUUCAAGAGGACUAAAUGUGAAAACACCCUAAAACAACACCAAAGUCACAGAAAAUCWAACUGCCUGAUCUACAUUUAAUACAAUAUUGAGAAGUUAUAUUUUCUUUGCUUUUGCAUGUUUCUAAUUGGAACAAACUUUAUCUG